AUGAAGCAGAAUGCUUAAUGCAAUGUGAAUAUAUUAUAUAUUUUGGUGAAGUCAACACAUACUACUUUGUGAUGUUGUGAUAGCUAAGUUGGUAGAGAGAACGAGUGUCAUUCAUUUUAGGUUGAAGAAUAAUUUCAUUUUAAGUCAAAGGUUGGUGAAAAAUUAAAUUGAAAAGGAAGUGGUAACAUCUGGUGCUAAUCACAAUUCUUCUGGUGUAGUCAUUUGGUCAAAUAUUGUUGAUUGCUGGGCUGUUUGGCAGUAUAUAAGCAAUAAUUUGUUUCAGAGCCGCCAGCUCUUUAAAAGUCCAGUCUUCGCCCAUUUCUUUCAUUGAUAAAGACACUAACCAUGGUUUCCAAGGUGACAGCUUUCUUAGUAAUUCUCAUCCGUAUUCAUGCAGUUUCAUCUUCAGAUCCUGAUCCAGUCUAUGAUUUUUGCGUACCAAGAACAAAUCUUUCAUCCGAUGCCCUUUCUUGCAAAAACUCAACAUUGGUCACAGUUGAAGAUUUUGUAUAUGCAGGCAUAAAAAGCCCUGGCGAUUUCAAGAAAACUGGUUUUGCAGCCACUCCAGUUAGCUCAACUGUUUUUCCUGGAUUAAACACACUGGGGAUGUCAUUUGUACGUGCUGAUUUUGCUGCUGGUGGGGUUAAUGUCCCGCACUAUCAUCCAAGAGCUACUGAGGUUGGAUUUGUGCUGGAGGGAAAGAUUUAUUCCGGGUUUAUUGACACAAAAAACAGAGUUUUUGCUAGAGUGCUUGAGAAGGGUGAGGUGAUGGUCUUUCCAAGGGGUCUUGUACACUUUCAGAUGAAUGUUGGAGAUUCAGCAGCUACGAUACUAGGAAGUUUUGACAGUCAGAAUCCAGGGUUGGUGAAAAUUCCAGCUGCAAUUUUUGGAUCUGAAAUUAAAGAUGAGCUUUUGCUGAAGGCUUUUGGAUUCAAUUCCAAGGAGCUCGCUAAAUUGAGGAAGCACUUUGAAUCCUAGCAUCUGAAGUAGAGUGGAGGCCUCUCUCCUACUCCAUCUUAAUCUCCUGGCUUUUGUUGUAUCAGGUUACAAUUCUUUAAAUCAGUUUUAGCAGAAACUUGAGCUGCAACUUGUGUGGAUUAUAGGCAUCAAAUGUAUGGUAUCAAUGAAAAUAAUAAUGUAUCAGGAGUUUUCAGUUAAA
Coffea eugenioides is the source of this 1159-nucleotide messenger RNA. Its product is annotated as germin-like protein subfamily 3 member 2. NCBI's taxonomy places the organism in Eukaryota, Viridiplantae, Streptophyta, Magnoliopsida, Gentianales, Rubiaceae. Gene Ontology annotation, cellular component: cell wall. The record is from RefSeq and is a predicted model, not a curated record. Bases 346 to 978 code for a protein of 210 amino acids. Gene Ontology annotation, molecular function: manganese ion binding. The transcript has a single exon.